This is a messenger RNA of Cimex lectularius (bed bug), 2692 nucleotides long. RefSeq names its product heat shock factor protein (gene Hsf). The record is from RefSeq and is a predicted model, not a curated record. Lineage: Eukaryota; Metazoa; Arthropoda; Insecta; Hemiptera; Cimicidae. Gene Ontology annotation, biological process: regulation of DNA-templated transcription. The transcript is spliced from 13 exons. Bases 118 to 1752 code for a protein of 544 amino acids. Gene Ontology annotation, molecular function: sequence-specific DNA binding; DNA-binding transcription factor activity.
AGUGUCUGCUUUCGAUUCGAUAGCAUUAGCAUUACCAGAACCGAUUCGUCAGAGUGCGGACUUCGUUCCAAGACCCGAGUUUGUUUUCGUCGGGUUUUCAAAAAGAAUAAAUGUGAAAUGAAUUCUCAUACGGACGUCCUCGACACGUCGAUCCCGGCUUUCAUAGCCAAACUUUGGCACAUGGUAUCGGACAGUUCGACCGACGAUCUCAUCUGCUGGGGCCAGGAAGACACAAGUUUUGUAAUUAAAAAUGAACAGAGGUUUUGUUCUGAAUUGUUGCCUAGAUAUUACAAGCACAACAACAUGUCAAGUUUUAUCAGGCAGCUUAAUAAAUACGACUUUCACAAGGUGAUAUCUGCUGAUUCGCUUUCAUUAAAAAGCGCAGUUGAUAAACAGGAUCUGGAAUUCAUUCAUCCUCAUUUCGUUAAGAAUUAUCCUGGCUUACUCUCUCAAAUCAAGCGCAAGCUUUCAAACUCAAAGGAAGUCUCCGAGUUUAAAGGUGAUCACAAUAUUUUAACAAAGCUUGUCAAAGAGGUACAGCAAUUACAAACAAAGCAAGAGUUAGUGGAAAGUAAACUUAUCGCCAUGAAAAACGAGAAUGAUGCAUUGUGGCGUGAGCACGCUGUCAUGAAGAAAAAACACCACACUCAACAAAAAAUCGUUAACAAGCUUGUUCAAUUCUUGGUGUCCCUUGUCAGAGGAAUAAAUAUUAGAGGAGGAAUACCCCUCAUGCUAAAAGAUAACAUUAUUCAACCUGUCGAUGGUCUUAAAGCUAUAAAAGCUCGAGGUUUUGGAGAUAAUGCCAAACCUACAAUAUGUGAAGUAGAUCAUUUAGGACCAAUGAAGGAUUCAACAAACAUCAAUAUAGCUGAACUUUUAGCUAGUCUACCUUCAAGAUUUAGCAAUAACAUUGACAAGUUACAGAAAACAGCUAAAAAUGAUGGAUUUCAGCCGUCCAUCUAUUCAACAUUAGAAAGACCAAAAUUGAGUAUUCAAGCUGUUAAGCCUGGUGCCAAGCGAAAGACCCCUGUUGCAACUGUCGUCAAACCGAAGAAAGCUAAAACAACAGGACCAUGUUUUACAGAUGAGCAAGUACAAUUGGAUAUAAAUGAUAUAACAGGAUUUGAUUUGGAUUCCUCACCAACGUUCCCUGUUGUGACAUCACCUGGUGGAAUGAUCAUUAAUUCACCUAAUAGUAACGACGGUUUAUUAGAAGAUAAAGGGAAUUCUGCACAAUUGAACGAACCACAGUCCGAUGUCCAAUUGUCACCCCUGUCAACCAUAUGUGCUCGUUUGGACACAGAAGUUGAGCAACAAGAUCCGCAAAAGUUAGAUAACGCUUCUGAUAUGGGAUCACAUUUAGAAGGGAUACAGUCAGAUCUAGAUGCUCUGAAAGAUAUAUUGAAAAGCGAAAACCUAAGUUUUGACGCUAACACAAUAAUGGGUCUAUUUAAUGUCGAAGAUGGGAUGUCACUGGACAACACAAUGGAUGGCGGAGAAGGAUGGAGUGGCAAAUUAUCCUUAGGCUCAGAUGAUAAUGGUACAGAAAUUGUUCCUUAUACACCGAUUUUAUUUGAUAUGGUAAACGAAUUAAACCCUGGGGAUGAGAACGGGCCUGACGACCCUGUUGUGCCGGAACUCGACGCUAAUUUGCCCGAUUUAAACACUCCGUUGCCUGAGAUUUCCGAACUAAAUACACCCUUGCCGAUCGCAGAAGAACUGUUAGGAUUGAACGAACCCGACGAUUUAUGAAAAGAAUUUCAGUGAUUGUAUAAAAGUGUUUUGUUUUAGUUCAUCUUUUUAUUUUGUUAGUAACAAAAAAAAUCUUCUAAUGAGAAUAUUGUUCCAACUUCUCUUUGGAUGCGAAACAUAAGAAUUGAUGAUAAUUACAAUUCUGUUAAUAACAUGAUAAAAUAUAUGAGUUGAAAACACAAUUGCUUUUACACAUUAAUAAUUAUUUUUAUGAUAUAUUUACUUUACAAAAUUCCUAAUUAAGGUUGUAAUUUUCAUCAGAUUCAUUUAAAUCAUAAGUCAUAGAAUGCAGUUAUUUAUUAAAGCUCUCACCACAUUGAUGAUAAAGAAUUCUAAUCAUAAUGGAGGAAUUUUAAGAUGAUACAACACCCUAUUAGAGAAAAAAAUCCAUUAUUUAAAACAUUAGCAGGGCAGUGAAUGUAAUUUUAUUGCUGCUUAAGAAAAGAAUUCUAUGUUAAUUUUAAAAAAUGUGAAUUUUUAAUUUACAGUAGAUUUAUUUCUUCGUAUAGAGAUAGUGUAAUUAAAUUCAUGAUUGUAUAUAAUUAAUAUACAAGGAUCUAUAUUUUUGCCAAAAAUGUUGACAGACCUUUACUAAAGAUUAGACUGUAGUUGUCACAUGUUAAAUUUCAAAAAUCCUAGAUGAUUUGUGCGACUAAAAUUAGACAUUAAAUUUAUUCGAUAGAAUUAACAGUGAUUAUUAAUAUUUUUGGGCAAAUCUCUAAAGCUUGUUUUGUAGCGAGCAAGAGCUUUUCAAUUAAUUUUAUUCAAAUUGUAUUGUACAUUUUACCCUUCAUUUUGAAAGAAGCUAUAAUUUUGAUGGUUUUACAUAUUAAGCACUAUCUAAAUAAGGUUUUUGUUAUCUUUUGUUUAAACAGCAAAAAAAUGUCUUUUUUUUAUUGUUUCCAAUAUAUUUUUGAUCUUUUCAACUAAAAUUAUCUUA